AUGAUCCUAAUUCUGUUUUCCCUUAUUCCCGCUAUUCAAUGUCCCAACCCCCAUGCUGUGUACAACAUAACCUGGACUUUGAUUGGUCUCCGAGACAACCAGCCCCUUAAUCAGACCUCUAAGGUGGGGACUUUAGGCGCCACCUUUCCGAGCUUAAGCUUUGACCUCUGCAAAUUAAUCCCUGGAGCUUGCUGUGGGACAGGUGGCCGUUUCCAUGGGGUGUAUGCAUGCCCAGGGAAUGGGAGAGAACCAGAUCUCAUAACUUCGUGCAAGGGACCGGAAGUAGGUUAUUGUGCUGUAUGGGGCUGUGAGACCGCUGGGACCACUUACUGGAAACCCAGCUCUAGUUGGGAUUUGAUUAAGCUGUCAGAGACAGGGUCUAGAAUAUGCACAGGUACCAACCGGCUAACUUUAGAACUCACAGAGAACGGGAAAAAGGCCGACUGGAGCCUCCAGAAGACAUGGGGCAUUUAUGUUUAUCUCCCUGAUUGGGGAUGGAAAGAUCCCUUCGGCCUCAUUACAAUAAGGAGAGAAUACUCAGUCCUUGCCCCACCUCAGUCAGUCGGACCUAACCCCGUUCUUCCAGACCAACGCCCGGCCUCGGUACCUAGAGCUCCCUCACUGGAUAGUCGGAAUCAAACCCAUAGCAGACCCCAGACACCCCUAAGUCCUACCCCAACCACACCAGGUACCGGGGAUAGGCUCCUAAAUCUAAUCAAGGGGGCAUUCCAGGCACUUAAUCAAUCUGAUCCUGGAAAAACUAAGAGCUGCUGGCUGUGCCUUAAUCCACAGCCCCCCUACUAUGAGGGCAUUGCCAUUCAGGGAAAUUACUCUAACCAUACAGAAGCCCCCCCCGCAUGUCUAACCGGGGAACAUCAGUUAACCCUGACUCAGGUGACCUCUAGUGGCACCUGUAUCGGAAACCCCCCUACUACCUCCAAGUUCUGCAAUGAAACUGCAAUAAUCUAUCCUGGUAAUUAUUAUCUAGUACCUCCUAGUGGUACCUAUUGGGCAUGCAGUACGGGGCUCACCCCAUGUGUGUCAGCAACAAUGUUAAACUCUACCCGGGAUUUCUGUGUCCUAAUUCAGCUGUGGCCUCGGAUUUACUGGCACGAGGAUGACUAUGUACUGAAUUUUUAUGAGAAUUCCCCCACCAGGUUUAAGAGAGAGCCUAUCUCCCUCACCUUGGCCGUUCUGCUAGGAGUAGGAGGUAUCACUGCAGGAAUAGGUACGGGGGCCACCGCGCUUGUCCGUACAGACCAAUACAUGCUUUUACACCAGGCGAUGAACCAAGAUCUGCUCGCCUUGGAAAAAUCCGUCCGGGCUCUUAAGGACUCCCUUACCUCUCUAUCCGAAGUAGUAUUACAAAAUAGACGGGGUUUAGAUUUGUUAUUCCUAAAACAGGGAGGCUUGUGUGCUGCCUUAAAAGAACAAUGUUGCUUCUAUGCUGAUCAGACUGGGAUAGUCACUGAGACUCUAGACAGGCUCAAACAUAGAUUAGAAGAAAGGAAACGACACCUUGAGUCUCAACAAGGAUGGUUUGAAAACCUUUAUAAUAGAUCACCCUGGUUCACCACAUUGGUAUCCACCCUAGCUGGACCCUUAGUCCUACUCCUUCUUAUUUUAACCCUGGGACCUUGUAUACUUAAUCGACUGGUCCAAUUUGUGAAGGAACGGCUGUCUGUAGUGCAGGCGUUAGUCCUCACAAGCCAGUACCAGGCAUUGAGGACCGAAGAUCCAGACAUGUUAUGA
This is a messenger RNA of Nannospalax galili (Upper Galilee mountains blind mole rat), 1752 nucleotides long. Its product is annotated as MLV-related proviral Env polyprotein-like. The record is from RefSeq and is a predicted model, not a curated record. The transcript has a single exon. NCBI's taxonomy places the organism in Eukaryota, Metazoa, Chordata, Mammalia, Rodentia, Spalacidae. The coding region runs from base 1 to 1752 and encodes 583 amino acids.